Aspergillus welwitschiae is the source of this 343-nucleotide messenger RNA. RefSeq lists its product as uncharacterized. The transcript has a single exon. Lineage: Eukaryota; Fungi; Ascomycota; Eurotiomycetes; Eurotiales; Aspergillaceae. The record is from RefSeq and is a predicted model, not a curated record. The coding region runs from base 105 to 287 and encodes 60 amino acids.
GCGGACCUGGAUGAUGAUCAACCCGCCCAAGAGGACGACUAGUAGGUAUUGUAGUAGUGGUAAGGAUUAAUACUUACUCAAACUGAAGAUAUCUUUUAGCGACCAUGGAGUCAGUUCGCACGAACCUCAAGCAUCUUCAGUUUCGUAGUUCUCUCGGUUGUGGAGUUCAAUCAAUUAUCGAUGCGCCACUGGGUGUCCUUUCGAGUGGCCCGCUCCGAACAAAGCCCUGGGCCAGCUGCCACAGCCCCGAUGGGGUGGUCGAUCUACAGAUAGUACUAGUCAGGUAAGUGGACGGGCAUGUUAAAGUACGUGCUUAAAUGAUGUUUAUCUCAGAAGAAUCGCG